This is a messenger RNA of Panthera uncia (snow leopard), 4346 nucleotides long. It is a transcript of the gene ACBD4, whose product is annotated as acyl-CoA binding domain containing 4. Lineage: Eukaryota; Metazoa; Chordata; Mammalia; Carnivora; Felidae. Gene Ontology annotation, molecular function: fatty-acyl-CoA binding. The coding region runs from base 696 to 1643 and encodes 315 amino acids. Gene Ontology annotation, biological process: fatty acid metabolic process. The transcript is spliced from 10 exons. The record is from RefSeq and is a predicted model, not a curated record.
AGGAGCUGAAUUGGGUUGCUCAGAUUUGCAGGACCUGGGUUCGGAGGACAGACGCAGGUUUCCACCAGGGGGCGCGAGGACUCCGUGUCAUUUUACUAACUCCACCAGGUGGCGCUGCCUCCCUCCUCUGGUCCUCCAAGGUUGGGGAGCCGGCCGGCGGAUUCGCCUCUACUGAUUGGGAGAGCCACAGCUAAACUAUUUGCAUAAUCUUGAAAGGGCCAUGCUGAGUGGUUGAGGUAUAGAAGCAGAAGCUGAAACGAGCCCUCUCAUUGGCUUAAAUUUCCCCCCUGCGUCCACAUCCCGGUCAGAUUGGGCCCGGAGGUCAGUCGGAAGCCUCCGGCUAGUGGCGAGACCGGGACCUCAGUCCGCGUAUUAGGCGCUGCAGGGAGUUGGAAAUGUGCAUCUAGAGAGGGACAGCGGCUCUUGGCACCUGCCUCCACCCACCCACCGAGGUCCUAUCCACCCGCCUUGGCCCCCACCCGUGCUGCCCUGGGGUAGGAAAAGGAGUCUCAGCUGCAGCUUCUGACAUCCCGGGGCACCUGACUCGAGUGUAGAGCUUAGUUUGCCCCUCUGGAAAGUGGACCAGUGGCUUACAGAGGUGUGUGCCAGGGUGGACCGUGGAGGUCUGCUCAUACGGAAGCUUGUUCUUGUAGAGUCGCUCAAAAGUAGGUCCCCAAGGUUCAGAGGCGCGCGGUAUGGGUACCGAGAAUGAAAGCCCAGAACCGGACUGCCAGAAACAGUUCCAGGCCGCAGUCAGUGUCAUUCAGAACCUGCCUAAGAAUGGCUCUUACCGCCCCUCCUACGAAGAGAUGCUGAGAUUCUAUAGCUACUACAAGCAAGCUACCAUGGGGCCCUGCCUCGUCCCCCGGCCUGGGUUCUGGGACCCAAUAGGACGAUAUAAGUGGGAUGCCUGGAACAGCCUGGGCAAGAUGAGCAGGGAGGAAGCCAUGUCUGCCUACAUCACUGAGAUGAAGCUGGUGGCACAGAAGGUGAUCGACACGGUGCCCCUGGGCGAGGUGGCAGAGGACAUGUUUGCUUACUUCGAGCCCCUGUACCAGGUGAUCCCUGAUAUGCCGAGGCCCCCGGAAACCUUCCUGAGAAGGGUCACAGGUUGGAAAGAGCAGGCACUGAAUGGAGAUGCCAGGGCUGCCCCAGAGCUUCCCUGCCCCCCCAGGGAACCAGCACUCCCAAAUCCAGCCCCCGUCUUGUCACCAGUGUCACCUAUCCCCUCCCCAGAGUCCCAGCCACCUAGGGACCUGGACUCCGAGGUUUUCUGUGAUUCCCUGGAGCAGCUGGAACCUGAGCUGCAGGUCUGGACAGAGCAGAAGGGAGCCCCUGGAGGAGAGCCUGACACCAGAAACAGCUCCACGCUCCCCGCAGAGAAAGAGGGCAGCCCGCUGGGGCCCCAGGAAUUGGACACGUGGCUGGUGGGGACAGUUCGGGCGCUGCAGGAGAGCAUGCGGGAUGUCCAGGGUAGACUGCAGAACCUGGAGAGCCUGCCCAGCGUCGUCGAGCAGCAGAGGACCCCGCCCGGUGCCCGGCCAUGGCCCCUCAGGCUCUCGGGUCCCACGCUGCUCUUCUUCCUCCUGUGGCCCUUCAUCGUCCAGUGGCUCUUCCGACAGUUUCGGACCCAGAAGAGGUGACUCUCAGUGGAGGGGUCUCUGUAGCCAACUGAGGUGGCUAUGAGCCCCCUGUCCUGCUGUGCCCUGAGCCUUCCUAGGGUUUAGGAGAACAGCAUUAACUCUGUGUUCCCACCAUUCAGUGUUUGCCUCUGCACCGCUCCCUUAUCGGGGGGCCAUUUAAGAGCCCAUCCUUCUCCGCGGCUUCACAUGGACACCUUCUCCUCUCCCGCCCAAACACCCAGGCUCCCUGGUGAGGGUGCAGUAGUGGUGCACGUCCCGGGUUCUGAGUUGGCCGUGACUCGGGGGCGGGGCUGCCGGGUCUCAGCCUCCGCCCUCCCCACCCUCUGGGUCACCUGACUCUUCUCCCACCCCAGUCUCUCCCGGUGGAGGCCCAGCUCUUGGGCAAGUUGGGACUUGGGCCGGGGCCUGGAAGAACGAUUGGCUGAGAGGCUGCGGGAGGAAGGCCAGGAGGCCCGGCCGAGUUGGGGGCAGGGGAGUGAGCUCCGUUUUGCUGGUCUCCCUCCCCCUGCACAUACACACUCAGGACGUCUUCACGGAAGACUCACAAAUGUUUCACUAAAUAAAAUAAGACCUUGAUCUUCUGCCUUCUGGGUCCCCACGGAGUGAGGCGGGAAGCCGGGUCCGGGCGCGCAAGGCACAAGUCUUCCCUGCCCCACCCCCAGUACCCCCGAGGACGGUCCCGAGAGGAGGGCGGCUUUCCCUCCUCCCGGGGCAGGAGAGGGGAGCACUGCGGCCCUGGGCCCGAAGGGGGCGGGGCGGCCGAGGGAGGGGAGCGGGGCCUACCGCCGCCACGGCCGGGGGGUGGGGCCAUGUCGCGACCCUCCCCCCCCCCCCCCCCCCCCGUCGGGGGGGGGCGUCUGGCGAGCUGGGGGGUGGUGGGAGGAGAGGAAGCCGGCGCCGGGACCGAAGGGCGGCUGCUCGCUGCCCUGUGCGCGGGCCGCAGGGAAGGGGCUUCGGGUCCCCGGCCCCGGAAGUGCCCACCGCCCGCUUCCCCCUCCUUAGCUGCUCGUUCCCGGUGUCCCCGCCCGUGACCUCCGCGCUCGGGCUUUCCCAGGGAACUUUCUGGAAGGCCAAGACCCAGCGGGAGCCUAGUCCCGCCCCACCCUGAGGAGUGGGGGCGGGGCCGCUCCUUGGGAGCCCCCGUCGGGGUGGGCAGAGCGCCCGCGUGGGCACAGAGCUCCGGGUGACGCCCGCUGCUCGGGCCCCGAACUUAUUUUUCUCAUCGCCGGGCGGCCUUGGCCUCCUUCUGGUCUCCGACAGCCCUGUCGCCCCCGCCCCCACCCCGUGCGGCCGCCCUGGCUCUAGCAGUGGCCUGUAUUCGGUGGCGAAUCCGCCACCCCGAGCGCCUCCUAGUGUUGGCCCCUGACAGGCCACUGGCCAGGGUCCCCAUCUGCAGAGGGCCACAGUUGCCACCGCCUGGGCCCCAGGACCUUCCUACCCUGGGUGAGGAAGAGGUAGUUCUGAAGUCUCCUUCUUGGAGACCCUUAAAUUCCUAGGUUCCCUCUAUCAGCCCCUGGCCUUGACCACUGCCCAAGGUUGGGUAUCAUUCGACCCACUGGUAGCCUCAGUCACUCUUUGACUGUCAGUCUUUCUUCCAAGGUGGGGAGGGUGUCCCUCAAAACACACACGGGCCCUCCUGCUCCGCGGUCCAGUCCAGUUUCGCAAGCAGAGGUUGAAUAAACCCUUGUGUGAAGGAUGGACAACAGCAGGGUAGCGGGAGAAGGAGCAAAGUGGUGCUGGGGAUGCAGGCAUGGGCACACAACUAGCUGUGUGACUUGGGCAAGAUUCUUAACUGCUCUGAACCUGGGCUGCCUUCUUUGUAAAAUAAGGAUGAAGAUCUCUUCAUCAUAAGGCAGUCCUAAAUGACCAAGACAUGUAAAGUGGCUGGCGAUGGCUUAAAACUCCGUUAACAUCAAGGUGCCUGGCCUCUUGUUUGACAGAAUUCUAGAAUCCCACAACCUAUCCAUCUGCCCACCCCUCCCCACAUAUGACAAAUGAGCCCUGCCCAGUAAACUGAGGCUGGCUGGGCUCAGCUAUACCUUUCAAUCCCCCUGAAUGAGAGUACCCAGGAGUCCUCUGGAGUCUGAAAUUUUAACAAUACAAAGGUCUCUGACUCCCAUUCAAGUUCUCUGCAAAACCCCUUUUCUCAGGGAGUUCUCAGUGUGGGGGGCAGCUCUUGCUUACAGGGAGCCCUGCAGGACUGAUUAAGGAGCACAAAGAAGGCCAGGCUUUUCAGAUGCACCUGAAUUCUUGGAAGCUCAGGGGCUCGUGUGGGCAAUUUCAAAACAUUUGGUUGUGCCCCAGAGGCAGUCUUGCUCGCCUGUCCCUUGGGGCAUACCCAUCACCACCUCCCCACGGAACCACUGAGUUCCCAGACAAGUCCUUUCUUCGGACGCGAUGCUUGCUCUUUAUAAAAUGUUCUUCUUCAUGCUACUAGGCCUGAAAAUGCUUCAUCGUUCAGAGAAAGCCAAAAAGACACCUCCCCCACGCAUCCUGUCCAUAAUUCCCAACUCCUGAGCAGCUUGGCUCAAAAGAUCCUACCAGGAUUUUCUUCACUUGCCAUUUUGGCUCACUGUGGUUUAAUGGUUUCUCUACACUGUCCAUGAGCAGCAGAGAUGACAUUUCAUUCAUCAUAGUUUCUCCUAACAAGUGUUUGCUAAAUGAAGAAAUGAGGACCUUAGACUGAAGCUGUUGGAAAUGGAA